Molecule: messenger RNA, 2447 nt
Organism: Pyrus x bretschneideri (Chinese white pear)
Lineage: Eukaryota; Viridiplantae; Streptophyta; Magnoliopsida; Rosales; Rosaceae
Product: two-component response regulator-like APRR2
Exons: 12
Coding region: 295-2022 (575 amino acids)
Biological process (GO): phosphorelay signal transduction system; positive regulation of DNA-templated transcription
Cellular component (GO): nucleus
Molecular function (GO): transcription cis-regulatory region binding; DNA-binding transcription factor activity
Source: RefSeq, a predicted model, not a curated record
AUAUUCUGUGGUCCGUAAACACCCGAUGGUAAAUGUUUGCAGAGGCCUCAGACGCCUUCAGAAGACGCACUUAAGCCUCUCUCUCUCUCUCUCUCUCUCUCUCUUAUAAGCAGCUUUCUGCAUACAUCCAAGAUGUGGAAGAGGACCUGAAGGAGAGCCUUUUGAGGUGACAAAGGUUUUAUCCUUUUGUGUUUUGGUGAAUAAGUUGAUUAAUUGGAUGGUCGUGGUUAAAAGCUGUGAUCUGGAGCAACAGUACACAAGGACAGCAGCCUGAGAAAGGAUGCCAAACCAGCUAUGGUUUGCACUGCCAAUGAUUUGCAGGAGUGGAAAGAUUUCCCAAAGGGCCUCAGAGUUCUUCUGCUUGAUGGAGACACCACUUCUGCUUCGCAGAUAAGAUCAAAGCUUGAGGCAAUGGAUUAUAUUGUUACUGCAUUCUGCAAUGAAAACGAAGCAUUGUCAGCAUUUUCAAGCAACCCUGAAAGUUUCCAUGUUGCAAUUAUUGAGGUAAAUGCAAACAAUGGCCAUUUGGGUUUCCAAUUUCUUGAAACUGCGAAGGAGUUGCCUAUCAUUAUGACUUCAAACAUUCAUUGCCUGAGCACCAUGAUGAAGUGUAUAGCGCUUGGUGCAGUUGAAUUUCUGCGGAAACCACUCUCUGAGGACAAACUUAGGAAUAUUUGGCAGCAUGUGGUUCAUAAGGCAUUCAAUGCAGGAGGAAGUGUCAUCUCUGAAACGCUCAAGCCUGUCAAAGAAUCACUAGUAUCCAUGGUGCAGCCCAAACAGGAAAAUGAAGAACAGAACUGUAAAAUCUCUAAAGAAACAGAAAAUGUUCUGCGGGUCCAUGAAAAUGACCAAGAACAAUCAGCAGGGUGUGAUAAGUACCCAGCUCCUUCAACACCGCAGCUUAAACAAGUAUCACGAUUACUGGACCAUGGAGAUUGCCAAGAUCAAAUUAACUGCCUAUCAGAGAAGGAGAGUGGGGAGCAUGACAUUGAAACUAAAUCAGUCGAAAAUACUUGUAACAAUCCAAUUGAUGAAGGGAAUCUUCUCACAAGCGAACCUCAUCUUAUGCUUAGGAAGACGGCAGUUAAAAAGGAAAAUGACUCAGGUGAUGGGUCUAAGAGUCAGGUUGAUAUGUCCCAUCACCCGGAUAAUAUAGACAGUGGCAAUGAUAAUGGUGGUGCUGCUGAAAAUCUGAGUAAAGCAUCAGUUCCCAAUUCUUCAUGCAAAUCUAAUCGGAAGAAGAUGAAGGUAGAUUGGACAUCCGAACUGCAUAAGAAAUUUGUGCAGGCAGUAGAGCAAUUGGGUGUGGAUCAAGCCAUUCCUUCUCGAAUACUUGAUCUGAUGAAAACUGAAGGUUUGACAAGGCAUAAUGUAGCAAGCCAUCUCCAGAAAUACCGCAUGCAUAAGAGGCACAUCCUACCCAAGGAAGAAGACCGGAGAUUGCUGCAGCCGCAUCAUACUAGAGAUCCAAUUCACCAGAGGAGUUAUUAUCCUUAUAGUCACAGGCCUAUCAUGGCCUUCCCCCCAUAUCAUUACACCAAUCCCACCCUAUCAAUGCCUCCAGCCUAUCCAAUGUGGGGAUCACAACCACCUGCCAGCAGUCAUCCGGCCACCGUCCAGAUGUGGGGCCAACCUGGCUAUCCCCACUCCCAGUGGCAACCAUCAGAUCAAAGUUGGCAGUACUGGAACCCUUAUCCAGGGUUACAAGCUGAUGCAUGGGGUUGCCCAGUAAUGCCACCUGAACAAGGUGGCUAUUCCUCUUAUCCUCAAAACACAUCAGGUUUUCAAAAUGCAGGAGGUCAUGCAGUUGAAAAUGGCCAUGGGUACAGCAUGCCACAAAACUCUUUCGACAUUCAUCCGGCAGAAGAAGUUGUUGACAAGGUUGUGAAGGAGGCAAUGAGCAAGCCAUGGCUACCCCUCCCUCUAGGCCUUAAGCCUCCUUCCACUGAAGGUGUACUAGCUGAGCUAACAAGGCAAGGCAUCUGCAACAUUCCUCAGAUCAACGGCUCCAACACCCGGUGACGUCGCGGACCUUGUCCCAUCCACAAGGCUAGUGUGGUGGUCCUCCUCUCACUUCACUCAGCCAAAUCAAGUCGAGUCCGUAACCAUGUGUUCUGUCAAAUUUUAACAUGUAUUGGACGCUUGAUUUGUAAACGAGGACCAGAGGGUGUAGAAGUGAGCUUUUGAAAUUUGACAAUUGGGAUGGCCAUGAACUGGCCACGUUUCCCUCCUCAUGUGGAAAUUAUUCAAAAUUGCUGAUUGUAAAUAGUUCCAGAAGAUAAGGGCCAGCUAGCUAUUUGGGUGUGCAACUUUUUUUUUUCUGAUAUGGUCUUUUCCGUGAGCUACCUUUUGGUGUUGUUAGGUCGGUCCUACUCCUACUACUUUCGUUUCAUGUCUAAUUAAUAAUGUUAGGCAGAGUUGUUUGCUCUGCCUUCUGCCUUCUGCCA